GCACCUCUUUGGAUCUCGUAAAACACACUCUCUCUCUCUCUCUCUCUCUCUCGCUCUUUCACAGUUUCACUUGUAUCCGAUCCAAAUUUUCGGCGUCAAUCUCGCCCAGAUUCAGUGGGAGACUGAGAGCGAGCAAUGGCUAAUCGGAAUAUCGAGAAGUUGGCGUCAAUCGACGCCCAGCUUCGACUUUUGGUUCCGGGGAAAGUGAGUGAGGAUGACAAACUGGUCGAGUAUGAUGCUCUGCUUUUAGAUCGGUUUCUGGAUAUUCUCCAAGAUUUACAUGGGGAGGAUCUCAAGGAAACGGUUCAAGAGUGUUAUGAGCUUUCUGCUGAGUAUGAGGGUAAGCAUGAUCCUAAGAAGCUAGAAGAGCUUGGAAGUGUGUUGACAAGCUUGGAUCCAGGGGACUCUAUUGUUAUUGCAAAGUCUUUCUCCCACAUGCUUAACUUGGCCAACUUGGCUGAGGAGGUCCAGAUUGCUUACCGCAGACGGAACAAGUUGAAAAAGGGAGAUUUUGCUGAUGAGAACUCUGCAGCAACCGAAUCAGACAUAGAAGAAACUCUCAAGAGACUGGUUGCACAAAUGAACAAGUCUCCGCAAGAAGUUUUUGAUGCUCUGAAGAACCAGACCGUGGAUCUAGUCUUCACUGCCCAUCCCACACAAUCAAUUCGUCGGUCUUUGCUUCAGAAGCAUGGAAGGAUAAGGGAUUGUUUGGCCCAAUUGUAUGCCAAAGACAUUACUCCUGAUGAUAAGCAGGAGCUUGAUGAGGCUCUUCAGAGGGAGAUCCAAGCUGCAUUUCGCACAGAUGAGAUUCGGAGAACCCCUCCAACUCCACAAGAUGAGAUGAGGGCGGGAAUGAGCUACUUCCAUGAAACAAUCUGGAAGGGUGUUCCAAAGUUCCUACGCCGUGUUGACACAGCUUUGAAGAACCUAGGAAUUAAUGAACGCGUUCCUUACAAUGCCCCACUUAUUCAAUUUUCAUCUUGGAUGGGUGGUGAUCGUGAUGGUAAUCCUAGGGUUACUCCUGAGGUCACAAGGGAUGUUUGCUUAUUGGCUAGAAUGAUGGCUGCCAACUUGCACUAUUCCCAAAUAGAGGAUCUCAUGUUUGAGUUGUCUAUGUGGCGCUGCAAUGAUGAGCUUCGUGUUCGUGCAGAUGAACUCCACAGGUCCUCCAAGAAAGAUGCAAAACACUACAUAGAAUUUUGGAAACAAAUUCCUUCCAGUGAACCGUAUCGUGUCAUUCUUGGUGAAGUGAGGGAUAGGCUUUAUCAGACACGUGAACGCUCUCGCCAUCUGUUGGCCAAUGGGUACUCUGACAUUCCAGAGGAUGCAACUUUCACCAGUGUUGAGGAGUUUUUGGAACCUCUCGAACUAUGUUACAGAUCACUCUGUGCAUCUGGUGACCAAGCAAUUGCUGAUGGAAGCCUUCUUGAUUUCUUGAGGCAAGUGUCAACUUUUGGACUUUCACUUGUGAGACUUGAUAUUAGGCAAGAGUCAGACCGUCAUACUGAUGUCAUGGAUGCCAUUACCAAGCACCUGGAAAUUGGGUCCUACCGAGAUUGGUCAGAAGAACGUCGACAGGAAUGGCUUUUAUCUGAACUCAGUGGCAAGCGCCCACUGUUUGGACCUGAUCUUCCUACAACUGAAGAAAUUCGUGAUGUUCUGGACACGUUUCAUGUCAUAGCGGAACUUCCAUCAGACAACUUUGGAGCAUAUAUAAUCUCAAUGGCAACUGCACCAUCUGAUGUGCUUGCAGUUGAGCUCCUGCAACGUGAAUGCCAUGUGAAGCAACCAUUAAGAGUUGUUCCGCUGUUUGAGAAACUCGCAGACUUGGAGGCUGCCCCUGCUGCUCUAGUUCGGCUUUUCUCAAUAGAUUGGUAUAGAAAUCGAAUUAAUGGAAAGCAAGAAGUUAUGAUUGGCUAUUCAGAUUCUGGUAAAGAUGCAGGACGGUUUUCUGCAGCCUGGCAGUUAUACAAGGCUCAAGAGGAUCUCAUAAAGGUUGCCAAGCAAUUUGGUGUGAAGCUAACUAUGUUCCAUGGUCGUGGUGGUACUGUUGGAAGAGGAGGUGGACCCACCCAUCUUGCCAUAUUAUCUCAACCUCCGGAUACUGUUCAUGGAUCACUCCGUGUUACUGUUCAAGGUGAAGUUAUUGAGCAAUCGUUUGGAGAGGAGCACUUGUGCUUCAGAACGCUCCAGCGUUUCACGGCUGCUACUUUAGAGCAUGGCAUGCACCCACCCGUUUCUCCAAAACCAGAAUGGCGUGCAUUGAUGGAUGAAAUGGCCAUCAUUGCCACGGAAGAAUAUCGUUCUAUUGUUUUCAAAGAACCACGAUUUGUUGAAUAUUUCCGUCUUGCUACACCGGAGUUGGAAUAUGGUCGGAUGAACAUAGGAAGCCGUCCAUCGAAGCGUAAGCCGAGUGGAGGUAUUGAAUCACUCCGUGCAAUCCCAUGGAUCUUUGCCUGGACGCAAACAAGGUUUCAUCUUCCAGUGUGGCUAGGCUUUGGAUCGGCAUUCAAACAUGUUGUUAAGAAGGACAUUAGGAAUCUCCAUAUGCUCCAAGAGAUGUACAAUGCAUGGCCUUUCUUUCGAGUCACCAUUGAUUUGGUCGAAAUGGUGUUUGCCAAGGGAGAUCCUGGAAUUGCUGCUUUGUAUGACAAGCUCCUUGUUUCAGAAGAUCUGUGGCAAUUUGGAGAGCGGUUGAGGGUCAAUUAUGAAGAAACUAAGAGGCUUCUCCUGCAGAUUGCUGGACACAAGGAUCUUCUUGAAGGGGACCCAUACUUGAAGCAAAGACUCCGCCUCCGUGAUUCCUACAUCACUACCCUUAAUGUUUGCCAAGCCUACACAUUGAAGAGAAUCAGGGAUCCAAACUACCAUGUGAAGGUGCGGCCACACAUCUCGAAGGAGUUUAUGGAAAUAAACAAAGCAGCUGAUGAACUUGUGAAGCUGAACCCAACAAGUGACUAUGCCCCUGGUCUUGAGGAUACUCUCAUCUUGACCAUGAAGGGUAUUGCUGCAGGCUUGCAGAACACUGGUUAGACUUGUGCAAUUCAGUGUUUUCUUUUUGCUGUUUUUCUGCAGAAAAACUUGCCUCGAGAAACCAUAAACUAUAUGCACCAGAGGUGGAUGCUCUUUUAUAAUCCCCGGCAGCAUCGAAAUUUGGUUGAGCAAAUCUGGGUGACCUUAUAUGGUUGUAAUAUCAUAUAUAGCUGUGCUCGAAUACUACUAAAGCCAGCAGUUUUAUUAUAUAGCCAUACAAGAGUUGAACUUGAUGGGACUUUAUUUUUAUGUUUUACUAUAAAGAUGUCCUAUGGGUUUUAUGUUUGAAUAAUUGUUUUGUGU
This is a messenger RNA of Juglans regia (Persian walnut), 3336 nucleotides long. Its product is annotated as phosphoenolpyruvate carboxylase, housekeeping isozyme. The transcript has 11 exons. Gene Ontology annotation, biological process: carbon fixation; tricarboxylic acid cycle; leaf development. Gene Ontology annotation, cellular component: chloroplast; apoplast; cytosol. Lineage: Eukaryota; Viridiplantae; Streptophyta; Magnoliopsida; Fagales; Juglandaceae. Gene Ontology annotation, molecular function: phosphoenolpyruvate carboxylase activity. The record is from RefSeq and is a predicted model, not a curated record. Bases 136 to 3033 code for a protein of 965 amino acids.